UUUGCAAGUUUAGUGAAGUUGGCUGUCACUGAUUGGCCAUCUGUUUUCGCAAUUUUGGCCAACUAAAUAAAUAAUAACGAUCAAUACGAUUAUAUAAUUGAUUACGUCUAAAUGCUAAACAACACGGGCUUAAAAAACAAUAUAUACGACCAGAGUAACAAUUAUAACAUUUGUCGGCGGUCUGAGAUUUACAUCGGGAGCACGCUCGUCAAAAUCAAAAUCAGACGCCGCGUCGAAUUUUACAAAGACGCAACGCUGCAAAACUUAAUAAGAAUAAAAACAAGAUGAGCAAAGCUGAUCCUAUAUCACUCAGCUUCCAUGACUCCUGUCUGCGCAUGUCCGACGUGCAGCUGCUCCACGGACCACGUUGGUUAAAUGAUCAGAUCUUAAGCUUCUAUUAUGAGUAUUUGUCACACGUUAAGUACAAGAAUAACAGAGAUAUGUACUUCAUUGCGCCAGAAGUGACUCAAUGCAUUAAGUACAUGGACGACUCAGAGCUGGAUAUGCUAUUUGGCGAGCAUGACGCGGUCAACAAAUCAUUUAUUUUCUUUGCGUUAAACGAUAAUGGCAAUACGGAAGCAGGCGGCACCCACUGGUCGCUGCUUGUACUCUCUAGGCCCGAGAAGACGUUCUUCCAUUUUGACUCUUAUGGCAACAACAACACUGAGCCCUCGUUGGAACUCAUUAGCAAAGUGAAGGAUGCGCUAGGUGCACGUCAGGCCAAGAUUCGUCCCAUGCGCUGUUUGCAACAAACCAACGGCUACGACUGUGGAAUUCAUGUCAUUUGCAUGACUGAUCACAUUGCUGACUAUGUGAAUCGCUACGAGAUGAUUGAAGGCUUGCCUAUACUGCAUAUUGAUACGGUCAAAGCCAAGCGAGCGGAUCUACUGAAGCUCAUCAUUUCGUUGGGCGGCAAGAACUAAGACCAGAUAUAAUUUUAUGUAAACGACCAGUCGCCAGUUAAACUUGGCAUGGUUACCAGCCUGAAGCUAACAUUGAACAUUGAUCGCAAGCUGAUCUUCCAGUUGAAUAUGUUAUUGAUUAGUUUUAUUUAUUUAUAAUGUAAAAGAAGCAGAGCUAUAUUUAUUGUAUGUUGAAUACGAAUAAACAAAGGGUUAGUUUUGUUUACCCCAACCGUCAGCAU
Drosophila busckii is the source of this 1144-nucleotide messenger RNA. It is a transcript of the gene Den1, whose product is annotated as sentrin-specific protease 8. Bases 285 to 923 code for a protein of 212 amino acids. Gene Ontology annotation, biological process: proteolysis. Gene Ontology annotation, molecular function: deNEDDylase activity; cysteine-type peptidase activity. NCBI's taxonomy places the organism in Eukaryota, Metazoa, Arthropoda, Insecta, Diptera, Drosophilidae. The transcript is spliced from 3 exons. The record is from RefSeq and is a predicted model, not a curated record.